Molecule: messenger RNA, 409 nt
Organism: Hymenoscyphus albidus
Lineage: Eukaryota; Fungi; Ascomycota; Leotiomycetes; Helotiales; Helotiaceae
Source: the annotation of a GenBank genome assembly
AUGCGCGCACACUGUUCGCUCAUAAUGCCAGAGUCUGGGACAGAAUCAGAACGUACUCUAGGGAACAAAGACUUUGUGAUAUUUGUAAGUAGAGCGUGUUCCAUAAAAGUCUUGUGAUUUAUGUGCCACUUCAAGGUACGGUUUUCAAAACCGAAACAUAUCGCCAACUGUUUCGCCCCCACGUUCACGAUUUCUUCAUCUAUAUCGCUAGUCGCUUUCACUUUAUAAUGCUUGUUCGAACUUCAAUACUUACACAAUUCGGUUCCGGUAGAUGCCAUAUCUCCACUGGGAAUCGCACAAACGUCGAAAGCAAAUGGCCGAAGUGACGCGAGAAAUCACAUCACAGCACCUCAAGCACAGCCCUCGCGGUACCCAGGUUUUCCAAGACGCAUUGGCAAGAACCGCUUAA